Molecule: messenger RNA, 1061 nt
Organism: Cicer arietinum (chickpea)
Lineage: Eukaryota; Viridiplantae; Streptophyta; Magnoliopsida; Fabales; Fabaceae
Product: vascular-related unknown protein 1-like
Biological process (GO): xylem development
Source: RefSeq, a predicted model, not a curated record
UUCUCAACCUCUAACCAAACACAACAACUGUAUAUAAAUAAAUAAAUAUAUAUAUAUAUAUAUUAUUAUUGUUUUUCUAUAUACCUAUAAUCUUUCUGUCUUUAAUUACACAAAAUGGAUCAUUCUCUGAAAUCAUCAAGGGGCAAAGUAGUACCUACAACCACCAUCACCACCACCAAAAACCAAAGUUGUCAAGAAGAAAGUGGAUGGACAACAUACUUUGAAGAUUUCUCAAAAGGAAUUGAACCAAGUUAUUGUUCAAGUUUAGGUGGUGGUUCUUCUUUGCUUUCAGAUGCUGCUUCAAAUGCUGCAUGGAAAUUUUCACAUCAUCAUAAUCAUCUUGUUGCAUCAAAGCUACCAAAGAAACUUUGUUUCAAGAAAACAAGAUCUAAAAUGAUAUCAGAUGAUGACCCUUUAGAGGAUACUGCUAGCUCUCCUGUUAAUAGUCCCAAGGUGAGAGACUUGAGUCCCUCUGAAAUUGCUUCUAGGAAGAUUGAUGAUCAACUACAAGGUUCUAUGGGUAAAGGGUUCACAUCAUCAGAGAAUUAUUCAGAGUUGCUACAGAUGGAUGAUAAGCAUGAACUUAAUAAAUUUUAUGAUGAAAAGAAUAUUGAUUGCACAGAGUUGAAGAAAAGAGGGCUUUGUUUGGUUCCUUUUCCCUUGUUGGUUAAUUAUUUGGGGUGAUCAUGACUUAUACUUUUGUCUAUAUCCUACAUCUAUUUGUCUCUUUUUCUUUCUGUUCUUCUGAUGUGUGGAUGAAGUUAUGGAACUAUAUACUAUAUAGUUCUCAAUUCAGUUGAAAUGCAAUUUAAAAGUUUUAGAGGUGUAUGUAAGAUCCUGCUGCAAUUGUCAUGGUUUUAAAUUAUGGAUGUAGCUAUGCUGUAAAUUAUUAUAUUGUGGUAAAAUGUGAUUAAAAUUUGCCAUUGUAAUGUCGUUGUAGAAACUUAAAAAUCUAUGAUAUUGUAAUAGCCAACAAUAAUUACAGUUGUGAACUGCAAUUUAAAAUCAUGACAAUUGUAACUAUGAAUCUUAUUUGUAUGUAUUUUGUUACAAUAUCAAAA